Molecule: messenger RNA, 1883 nt
Organism: Rubroshorea leprosula
Lineage: Eukaryota; Viridiplantae; Streptophyta; Magnoliopsida; Malvales; Dipterocarpaceae
Source: the annotation of a GenBank genome assembly
AAUCCUUUUUUUCUCUUCCUCCCUGUCUUUUAGGUUUUGCGAAUUCCGGCAUUGAUUCGAAGGAUUGUUCUGAAAAGCCAAAGCCAAAAGGCGCAAGUCUGACAGAACUGAAGAUGCUCCAAAUCCGGCUAAGCAAGGGUCCGUCAUCGGACGGUGGCGGCACCGCGAAGCCCCUGACAACCGAGACUGUGACGGUGGCCUGCCCUGACCACCUUGUGCUUUCUGAUCUUCCUGUAGCAAAGGGCAUCGGCUCUGCCACUUCCGCCUCGCUCGUCAAGACUGUUGGUCGAAGAUCCCGCCGACAGCUUGGCGAGCGAGUCCACUUUUGCGUUCGCUGUGAUUUUCCUAUAGCUAUCUACGGGCGACUGAGUCCCUGUGAGCACAUCUUCUGCCUUGAUUGUGCUAGGAGUGAUUCAAUUUGCUAUCUUUGUGAUGACCGUGUCCAGAAGAUUCAGACAAUCAAGAUGAUGGAGGGGAUCUACAUCUGUGCUGCUCCUCAUUGUUUGAAGUCUUUCCUGAAAAAGACUGAAUUUGAAUCUCAUAUUCAUGAGAGUCAUGGUGACCUUUUACAGCCCAAUGUAGAGAAAGAAGAUGGUAAAGAGUCAGAGGUUCAAAGUGCUAAACAAUCUACAGGUUCAGAAUCCACUCCUCGCGCUCCUCCAAGGGCAGUCUUCUCUCCUGGUUCUAAUCCUCAGCUCCAUGAGAAUGAAGAUAAAGCUCGUCGGCUACAGUCCCGAGAACAGCUGCCUCCAAGGCCAAUAAUGCAGCCAAAGGCAGCAUCAGUAUUCGGUCCAGUUCAUGGUUAUCCAUCAGAGCCACAACCUGACAAUAGCCAACCCCCAGGCUUUGAAAGGCCUGCCACCCACCAUUUCCAACAAAGCUUUGACAGGCAGGGCACCCCACAACCAGAAUCUAGCCAGUUUUCAGAAAAGCAGCAGGGUCACAUGCCUGAGAACCAGUUUCAGGAAUACCCCCCAAUGCAUUCCAUGCAACCACCUAAUUUCAUCAUGCCAAUGAAUCCAAGCUCGGUGUUGCCUCCAUAUGGUAUGCAUCCAUUCCCACCUGAUGGAGGUCAACCAUUUUAUGGUACUCCCUAUGAGAUGGCUAGACCAAAUUCAGCACCAGAUGUUGGAUCAGAACAAGGGUCAUUAUUGGGCUUCCCACCAGGUCCCAUGGGAGGUUUAAAUUACCCGCCAGCUUAUCCUCAACCCUGGAAUGCUGGACAACCUGGUGUGCCUUUUGAUGCACCAGCAGGUAGUCAAGGGAUGGGAGAGGGUUUUGCAAAUUAUCAGGGUGAUUAUGGACGUAAUCCUGGAGGCUUGAUGAUGAUUCCUCCUUCCCCAGCAUCUGCCGGCAAGGGGAUGGAAGCUGUGCAGGGUAAUAAUGCCAUUGAUCCCCGGGAUAGCAAAGGUAUAUUGGCACCGCAGCCCAUGCAAGUUCCACCUCCGCCGCUCGUACCUCAUAUGUCACAGCUUAAUCGAGGUAACUACCCCCCAGGUGACAUGGGUCGUGAUACACAGGGCUUUGGAUGGCAGCAUGAGAAUCGUGACAAUUUUGGAGGUAACCUAGACUAGAAAGGGUUUCACGUGAUGUUUAUGUAAUCCCUUCUUCGCUCUGAACAAUCAUGUUAAAAUUUGUUAUGUAAUGGGCAUUUUUUUUCUCUAUGUCUGUUUUAGCUCCAGUUGGCAUAAUGCUGACAUGUUUGUUGGCUAUAUAUUCUUUCAAGAUGAAAUUUUCAAUUAACAUUCAAUUGUGAAUAGAGAGUAUAAUGUUGUUCCUUCUUGAAAGUGGCACCGUAUGGAAAACUUGAAAUGCAUUGUGAAAGAUGGUCGUUCCUAUUCUCUCAACCAUAUUUGUAAAGCAAAUUAACAUCAUGGCUGGAA